Molecule: messenger RNA, 1136 nt
Organism: Scylla paramamosain (green mud crab)
Lineage: Eukaryota; Metazoa; Arthropoda; Malacostraca; Decapoda; Portunidae
Exons: 4
Coding region: 736-1080 (114 amino acids)
Source: RefSeq, a predicted model, not a curated record
GGGCAGCUUGGGGGGUGGUAGUGCACUUGUCGGUGUGGUAGUGGUCACUGGAGCUCGUGUCUUCCCGCUCCAUGCCGCUCUGUGCCAGUGUUUCCUUGCUAAGCGUGUUACACAGCAAACGUAAGAGAAAGUGGUGAGCCAUUGUGUUGGAGUGUGGCGUGCGGGGGUGCUCUGUGUGGGGCACUGACGGGCUAGUGAACCAAUGCAGUGUAUUGAAUGCAGCCGCUAAGCCUGCAUUGCUCAAAGCGCGCCCUCGCCAGAAUCAGGAGUCAGCAGAGGCCGUGUGGUGGUGGGGUCGCAUACCUGAGUCCCCGGGAGCCAGGUAGCCUGCAGGUGUACCUCACGUGAGGCAGGGUGCAUCUUGUUAUUCCCGGGCGAGGCGUGCAGCUUGCUCGCGUAUUCACCUGCUGAUGGUAGUCCUGGCCGGCGCCAUCCCUGAAUACUAGUGGUGGUGGUGAUGGUGUGACGUAAACUCGGCUUUGGGGGAAAGAGACGUGCACGGGUGUGUGGGUGUGGUGUGUGUUGCGUGGGCGUGUGAAUGUGUGCGUGUGCAUACGUUUACGUGCGAGUGUGUGCCCACAUGCCCGGUUCUCUUGUGAGCGUGGCAGCGACGGGAACAAGCACGCGCCCACGUGCCGGCAAGGCUAUCAGGAAGGCACUGCUUCCAAGCUCAGGCUCCUCUGUGCUCCCAGUGUUAGUGAGGAGGACCAUGUGAGCACCACCCGCCACAUCACCAUGAGUGCUUCUAAAAUCAGGAACAAGAAGGCGAAUCUCCGCCAGAAACUUGGAGGCGACGGUGGAUCUGGUCGUUUUCUGUUUCACAAGAGCUCGCCUUCAGGGAUAACAGUAAUAGAAACCAAGGGCGACAAAAGCCAGAAGAGUCAGCUGCAGAAUGACUUGAUAUCUGACUUGCCCAAGGAUGGUGCGUGGGCGGGCCGCCAGCAGAACCUGGACAUCAUCUCCAACUGUCCGCCGGGCCAGAUGGACGACUUCGAUGGCGUCGACCGCAUCAUUGAAGUCAGAGAGAAGGGAAGAGGGAAGCAAAUCUUAAGAAGUGACCGAACAGCAUCUCUUGUCUAGAUGGAACCUCGUUGUUAAGAUUUAUUGGCAUACCGUCUGAAUUCUAGCCCAUUUUU